Molecule: messenger RNA, 1491 nt
Organism: Anneissia japonica
Lineage: Eukaryota; Metazoa; Echinodermata; Crinoidea; Comatulida; Comatulidae
Exons: 1
Coding region: 1-1491 (496 amino acids)
Biological process (GO): DNA integration
Molecular function (GO): nucleic acid binding
Source: RefSeq, a predicted model, not a curated record
AUGGAGUUGACUGCAGCAGUUAUGGCAGCCCGUCUCACAGAUUCUAUAUUACGUGAGUUGAAUAUCAUGGAAGUUUGUUACUGGACAGACAGCCAGACUGUUCUUAAGUAUUUACAGAGUGAUACCAGAAGAUUUAAAAUGUUCGUAGCUAAUCGUGUUUCUACUUUAUUGGACUUGACCAAAGUUUCACAAUGGAGAUACGUCAGAACGGCUGACAACCCAGCCGAUGAAGCCUCUAGAGGCCAAGGUAUUGAUGAUUUCUUGCGAAAUAAGCGAUGGAUCAAUGGGCCUGAUUUUCUUGAUCAACAUGUUGAGCAGCACAUAAACCCACAGGAAUGUUUGGUUGAAAUUGAUGAGAAUGACCCAGAAGUCAGGAAGGUUUCCAAUGUGGUUGUAACCAAAAACCAGUGCUGUUUCCUAGACGGAUUGAUCUCCAGAUGCUCAAGCUUCAUGAAGCUGAGGAAUGUAGUGGGUCUAGUUUUAAAGUUUGUCAGAAGAGCAAGAAAGAAUCAAUCAAAGAGCAAUGAUGUUGAUCAAUUGGAGGCCGCAGAGAGGUUCAUUAUAGUUCAUGAACAACAGAAACAUUUUGCGGCGGAGUUAACUGCCUUGAAGAAUGGGGAGAAGAAAUCGAUAACGGCGGUAAUGAAAGCUAGUCCCUUGCGUAAGCUGGACCCUAUGCUGGUAGAUGGAGUUAUCGUAGUUGGGGGAAGACUGAGAAGAGCAGCCCUCCCAGAUAGAAUGAAGCAUCAGAUAAUAAUCCCCAAGAGAUCUGAAAUUGCUCCAUUAAUUGCCCUUCAAGCCCAUAAAAAUGUCGGACACAUGGGUCGAGCCGCUAUGUUAAUGUACAUGUGGGAGAAACACUGGAUUAUGGGGGCUGGUGCAUUAAUAAAAGGUGUUAUCAGUAAAUGCGUCAUCUGCCGAAAGUACCGUGCCAAGUCUGCAGAACAAAAGAUGGCCGCAUUGCCAAGUGAGCGUGUGCUCAGCGACAAUCCUGUCUUUUAUAACACCGGGCUGGACAUGUUUGGGCCAUUUCAGGUCAAGCAAGAUAGAAGUCAAGUAAAAAGAUAUGGACUUCUGUUCACAUGUUUAGCAACAAGGGCUAUACACCUAGAAAUUGUGCACACAGCCAAUGCAGACUCCUGCCUGAAUGCGAUACGGAGAUUUGUAUGCAGGAGAGGGUUAAUUUCCUCCAUCAGAACUGAUAACGGAACGAAUUUUGUGGCUGCAAGCAAUGAGUUAAGCAAAGCCGUGGAAACAUGGAACAGAAGUCAAAUCCCUCAAUGGCUGGCUCAACAUGGAAUUCGAUGGGAGUUCGACCCACCCGGUGCUACCCACUUCGGUGGCGUAUGGGAGCGCCUAAUUAGAGUUGUCCGCCAGGUUAUGAAUGGAGUUCUAAAAGAACAGCAUCUUCGACUUGAUGAUGAGGGUCUUUGUACCUUGUUUUGUGAGGUAGAUGUACCGUACUGUGUAAUCUAUGUUAAUUGUAAGUAA